This is a messenger RNA of Puma concolor (puma), 318 nucleotides long. It is a transcript of the gene DNAL4, whose product is annotated as dynein axonemal light chain 4. The record is from RefSeq and is a predicted model, not a curated record. Gene Ontology annotation, cellular component: dynein complex. Gene Ontology annotation, biological process: microtubule-based process. Lineage: Eukaryota; Metazoa; Chordata; Mammalia; Carnivora; Felidae.
AUGGGAGAAACAGAAGGGAAGAAAGAUGAGGCUGAUUAUAAGCGACUGCAGACCUUCCCUCUGGUCAGGCAUUCGGACAUGCCAGAGGAGAUGCGAGUAGAGACCAUGGAGCUAUGUGUCACGGCCUGUGAGAAAUUCUCCAACAACAAUGAGAGCGCUGCCAAGAUGAUCAAAGAGACGAUGGACAAGAAGUUCGGCUCCUCCUGGCACGUGGUCAUCGGCGAGGGCUUUGGGUUUGAGAUCACACACGAGGUGAAGAACCUCCUGUACCUGUACUUCGGGGGGACCCUGGCUGUGUGUGUCUGGAAGUGCUCCUGA